CAUCUCCCAUCCAAACUUACUCUCUGGACAAUAGGGUGAGUUAAUUGUUACACUUGUUCUUUCUCAUUGGCACAGAUCUCAACAGCCCCCCCUCCACUUUGUGCAAGGGCAACAGAAACUCUCUGAGGCACAGCCAUGUGCACGGACAUACUUGGACUGCCUGUCUACAAUGCUCUCCUUACUAACAGGGAGUGUCUGUCCUCAAGUGUUUUUAGCUUUAGCAGCUGGGCUCCUUUUGACAGACUGAGAGAAGGGUCCACAGGGGGAGAACAUUAUUAUCUGAUUAAGGCUCUCAAGCAAAUUAAAACUCUCUGGACAGGAUCAUCUUUCCCUCUCUUAGAUCUCAGUGAACAGAAAGGAGAUCAUCUCUCUGGGCAAUUAUCAACUCUGAAAGUGCUUGUGGUUUGAGACUCCAGCAGAACUUAGUGCACACAGCAUGAUCGUAAUGUACUUGAACAAACUCGACUUUCAGUGGCUCUUCUGUUCCACGUGACCCAAUGUGGCAUUUGUAAAGAUGUUUCCUCCCCUCAGGUCAUUUCUUCUUUGUUUGCGCACAGCCAAUCUGCCUUAUUCAAACCCACGCCUUGUAUUAGCCAGCCCUUUCAGUAGACUAGACAACUUCUAACUGUCCAUAUCAUGGCCACCCCGCACCAAAGGUCUUUCCGCCACUCCCCCAGGACUUCCACAGCAAGGACAGGAGCUGCAGGACCAACAUCCUCUAAGAUGUUUAUAUGGACCAGUGGCCGGACCUCUUCAUCUUACAGACACGACGAGAAAAGAAAUAUCUACCAGAAAAUCAGGGACCAUGACCUCCUGGACAAAAGGAAAACUGUGACAGCUCUGAAGGCUGGGGAGGACCGGGCCAUCCUGCUUGGACUGGCCAUGAUGGUGUGCUCCAUCAUGAUGUACUUCCUACUGGGAAUCACACUGCUGCGCUCGUACAUGCAGAGUGUAUGGACAGAAGAAGCCCAGUGUGCCCUGCUGAAUGUGUCAAUCACAGAAACAUUUAACUGUUCCUUCAGCUGUGGGCCUGACUGCUGGAAGCUCUCUCAGUACCCUUGCCUGCAGGUAUACGUGAACCUGACAUCUUCUGGGGAGAAGCUCCUCCUCUACCACACAGAAGAGACCAUGAAGAUCAAUCAAAAGUGCUCCUAUAUUCCUAAGUGUGGAAACAACUUUGAGGAGUCCAUGUCCCUUGUGAGUGUCGUCAUGGAAAACUUCAGGAGACACCAACACUUCCCCUGCUAUUCUGACCCAGAAGGGAACCAAAAGAGCGUCAUCCUGACCAAACUCUAUAGCUCCAAUGUGCUGUUCCAUUCUCUCUUCUGGCCAACGUGUAUGAUGGCUGGGGGUGUGGCAAUCGUUGCUAUGGUGAAACUAACUCAGUACCUCUCCCUGCUUUGUGAGAGGAUCCAACGGAUCAACAGAUAAAAGAAAAAAAACACAUGGAUAAGAUAUUUUUCUUUAAAGCUCAAAUACUGUUUUCUUUCGUUCUUCACCAAAGAACCUUAAGUUUGUAAUGUGCAGUCUGUUAUGGGUUCCUUAAUAUAUUAUUCUAUGUAGAGCAAUAACGCAAACGCUGUCCUAUAUGCAAACAUGAUGUCCUUAUUUAUUCAGGAGAAUUAACUGUUCCUCAUUGGUCGGUCGUUUCAUUAUAUUGUUUUGAUGCUGGAACUAGUCUGCCCUCUUUCCACCAGAGUAGGGCUCAGCUACUCAUUACCAAGUGUUGUGGGGGGAAUGGAGGCACUGUCCCCAAGACCAGGCCUGUGUUCUGAGUUUCUAGAAUUCAUGAAGACAAGCUUUUUCUUCAUUUGUUGUUUACUGAAGCUACAGCCAAAAAUGCAUUUUUUUCUUUUCUUAAUCUACAUUGAGCCCUGUAGCAAGUGGAGGGGUUGUUUCCUGACUAAAGGGUGUUAUACCUUUUUUUAAAAUUAUUAUUAUUAUUAUUAUUAUUUUUACCACAGCACUGUAAGGAAGAGAGGAAAUCUAGCCAGCAAUCUUUCUUUCAUCACUUUUCAUUCACAAAUUCAGAUUUGUUUGAAUAAUUAUCAACUCUAUAAUGUCUUCCGAACAGAGUCCUUUUCCAUCUAUGACCCUGCUACUGUGUGGAAGACCAAGCUGGUGAGAUCACUCCCAGUGAACUGACUGGGUGUUGGAAGGUAUGCCAUUGCAAUUUUGGAAAGUCUGUGUUACAAAGAUAUUUAUGUGAAAUCUUAACUCCAUUUCCACUGGACUGUUAGAAGCAAAUAUUAAUACACUAAAUACUGGUGAACUGGUUGCAAUGAGUGAGUCUGUCAGGGCCAGCUAUCAUGUUGGAAUAUUACUCUUUGGGAAUUUGUGUUUCAGUAAACGAAUGUACAGUCUCUCCUUCUGAAAAAAAAAAUGUUGCCUGUUGAGGUUUUAAAUCUAUGUGUGCAGAAUCUUUGUCUCCUCUACAUAUUUUUAUUUUUCUACUCACUAUUCCCUUUUGGUUGUUAUAUUUUAUAUGCAGAAUAGACCUUUUUCCUAACACAUGUUUGAAAUGAAUAAUAGGUUUAAGAGAAGCCUUUCUUCACAUUGAUGUUUACUCAUUCUGUUUGGUGGGGGGAUAAGGGGUUGGUUUUAAAUAAAGACAUUCUGUCCUUUAUUUAAUAUCGAUAUCUAAGGGAGAAGACAAACAUCUAUCUUUCUCAUCUAUAUUUAAGUACCCUUUUGUAACAUAGUAUCGAUGUUUUUUAGGUAAUUGCAAAAUUUUACAAAUCAUUUGUGAAAUGAAUGGUGAAACUUAUCUGAGGAAGCAGAAUAUUGUAAUUCAUAGUCUGACUUUUCAUAAGCAAAUAAAUCCCUAGGGUGUAAUCAGGACUUCAAAUGUGUAAUUAAAUUUUUUAAACGCA
Messenger RNA from Rattus norvegicus (Norway rat), 2873 nucleotides. The record is from RefSeq and is a predicted model, not a curated record. Lineage: Eukaryota; Metazoa; Chordata; Mammalia; Rodentia; Muridae.